GAGAAAACGAUAGUAUUCAUUACCAGUGGCACAAACGUAAAUAAACCCAUCUCCAACUUCCUUUAUUCGAAUAAAACCAACCGCCGCCUGUCAACUAUUUCAGAAAUGUCGGCUUCCCAUUUUCAAACCACCAAAAACACGUUCCACCAUUAACUCCCCCCGGCAACUAAAACCACCACCACCACCACCACCACCGCCGCCGCCGCCGCUUCCUCACCGGAAAAUGACAUCACUACCUUUUAUUUUCACAACUCUGAUCAACCUUUUAUUAGUGAAUUCCCAACAGUUUUCAAUAUCUGAACAAACCACAUUACUUAACCUCAAGCAAAAAUGGGGAAACCCACCAUCUCUAACAAACUGGAACAACACCUCUUCUUCAUCUCCAUGCAACUGGGCCGAAAUUACGUGCAACAGUAACGGCUCUGUUACUCGUCUUAAUCUUCAAACCAAAGGGUUAACCGGAGCCAUACCGCGGUUCAUAUGUGAGCUCCAGAAUCUUCAAAGUAUAAUUCUAGCUGAUAACUACCUCACAGGAGAGUUCCCUAGAGUUUUAUAUAAUUGUUCCAAGCUCACCCAACUUGACAUAUCGCAAAACGCUUUUGUUGGAAAGUUGCCCGAUGAUAUAGAUAGGUUGUCGCAGCUGGAGUAUGUUGACUUUGGAGGUAAUAACUUCACGGGUGACAUACCUCCAGCGAUCGGAACAUUGUCUUCUUUGAUGUAUUUGCAAUUGUAUCUGAAUUUGUUUGAUGGGUUUAUUCCUUCAGAGAUUGGAAACUUAUCCAGUCUGGAGGUUUUAGGAUUGGCGUAUAAUGGUUUUGCGAAUCCGGAAAUACCGCCAGAGUUUGGGAAGCUGAGGAGGUUGAGAAAGUUGUGGAUGCCUCAAACUAAUCUGGUUGGGAAAAUACCUGAUAGUUUUGCAAAUUUGUCGGAUCUCGAGUUGUUGGAUUUGAGUUCGAAUAAGUUGGAAGGUGAAAUUCCUUCUGGAUUGUUUCUGUUGAAGAAUCUGAGUCAGUUGUACUUGUAUAAAAACAGUUUAUCCGGAAAAAUUCCGUCGGUUAUCGAGUCUGUUAAGUUGGUUGAAAUAGAUGUUUCGAUGAACCAGUUAACUGGCAUAAUUCCCGAAGAGUUUGGGAAAUUGCAGCAGCUAGAGGUGAUGAAUUUGUUUUCAAAUCAGUUAUCUGGUAACAUUCCAACUAGUAUUUCUAGUAUUCCGAAGCUGAGGAUUUUUCGAGUGUUUAGAAACAAUCUAAGCGGCGAAUUACCUUCAGAAAUGGGUCUGCACUCGAAGCUGGAAGCGUUUGAGGUAUCCGAGAACAGACUCACUGGAAAACUGCCUGAGAGUUUGUGUGGUGGGGGUACUUUGUUUGUUGUGGUGGCUUUCUCCAAUAAUCUAACCGGAGAGAUACCGAGAUCACUCCAGAGUUGUAAUAAGCUUCACACAAUCCAACUCUAUGACAAUAGUUUCACAGGUGAAUUCCCUUCAGGAAUUUGGUCAUUGUAUAAUCUGGCUAGUUUGCGAAUCAGCGGAAACCUUCUUUCAGGCAAGCUUCCGAAGAGGUUAGCAUGGAAUUUGUCUAGAUUGGAGAUCAGUGACAACAAGUUUUCGGGCCGAAUUCCAGAAGGGAUUUCGUCAUGGAAGAAACUAAAUGUGUUCAAGGCUAGUAACAACUUGUUGUCAGGUGAAAUCCCGAUCGGAUUAACUAAUCUUUCGCAGUUAUCUGUUCUUUAUCUUGAUGGUAAUUCGCUUUCUGGUGAACUUCCAUCAACAAUCCGGUCAUGGAGUUCAUUAACCACGUUAAAUCUAGCCCGAAACAAGCUCUCCGGCCAGAUUCCACCAGGAAUCACUGAUUUACCACAUCUUCUUGAUCUUGAUUUAUCAGAAAACCAAUUUUCGGGUAAAAUCCCACCACAAUUGAGUAGUUUAAGGCUUACCACUUUGAAUCUGUCUUCCAACAACCUCACUGGAAGAAUACCCUAUGCACUCGAUAAUCUAGCAUACGAAAACAGUUUCUUGAACAAUCCGAAUCUUUGUGCUUCAUCCCCAAUCCGAAACAUGCAUAACUGCUAUGCAGGUUCUACCAAAUCCUCACACUCCAAUAAGUUUUUGCACAAAAUCAUCGCUAUGAUUGUCGUUUUAUCAGCAUUCGUCAUACUCGUCGCCAUUCUAUGCAUACUGUUCAUCUUUAGAGGCUACCUUAAGAAGAAACAGAAACUGGAUUUAACCACAUGGAAGUUGACUUCAUUUCAUACUUUAAAGUUCACAGAAGCAAAUAUUUUGUGUUGUUUGACCGAUAACAAUUUGAUUGGAAGUGGCGGGUCAGGUAAAGUGUACCAGAUUGAGAUCGGGCGGCAUGGGGAGUAUGUUGCUGUGAAAAGAAUCUGGAACACUCGAAAAAUAGACCAAACGCUCGAAAAAGAGUUCUUAUCCGAGGUUCAAAUAUUGGGUUCGAUUCGUCACUCUAACAUAGUUAAGCUGUUAUGUUGUUUUUCAAGUGAGGAUUCUAAGCUUCUUGUUUACGAGUAUAUGGAGAAUCAGAGUCUUGAUAAGUGGUUACAUGGGAAGAAGAUGAAAACAAACCGCGGGUUGGUUCAUCACAGGGUCUUGGAUUGGCCCAAGCGGCUUCAGAUUGCAAUCGGGGCCGCUCAGGGGCUUUGUUAUAUGCACCAUGAUUGUUCACCACCGAUCAUUCAUAGAGAUGUGAAGUCAAGCAAUAUAUUGUUGGAUUCUGAGUUUAAAGCGCGGAUUGCAGAUUUUGGACUGGCGAAGAUUUUGACCAAGCCGAAGCCUGGUCAGGCCAAUACUAUGGCUGCUAUAGCUGGAUCAUUUGGUUAUAUUCCUCCUGAGUAUGCAUACUCCACAACAAUAACCGAGAGGGUAGAUGUAUACAGUUUUGGUGUGGUGCUACUAGAACUAGUAACCGGAAAAGAACCACACGCAGGAGAUAGUGAAACGAAUCUUGCAGAAUGGACUUGGAAACAUUUUAGUGAAGGGAAAUCCAUGGUUGAAGCUUUGGACCCGGAGAUCAAACAAGCCAAUUGCUACAUGGAAGAAAUUAGCCUAGUGUUCAAACUUGGGCUCAUAUGCACUAGUACCGUGCCUUCAAGUCGACCUUCAAUGAAAGAAGUACUUGAGAUUCUUAGAAGAUGUGAUUCUCCGUCUAGUGAAGAGCGAAAAGUGGGAGAAGAGAUUGAUGUCGCGCCACUUUUAAGGAGAGAAAGUUAUCUUUCUAAUUAUCGUCGUAAUGGGAAUAAGGUGGCACAUCAAAGUAUUGAUAUACUUGAUGGUAGAUUGUAAAGGUUGAUGAAAAUAGUAAGUUUAAGUUAUUGUGUGUUUCUUUAA
Molecule: messenger RNA, 3340 nt
Organism: Helianthus annuus (common sunflower)
Lineage: Eukaryota; Viridiplantae; Streptophyta; Magnoliopsida; Asterales; Asteraceae
Product: receptor-like protein kinase HSL1
Exons: 2
Coding region: 224-3295 (1023 amino acids)
Biological process (GO): protein phosphorylation
Molecular function (GO): protein kinase activity; ATP binding; protein binding
Source: RefSeq, a predicted model, not a curated record